Vicia villosa (hairy vetch) is the source of this 597-nucleotide messenger RNA. Its product is annotated as blue copper protein 1a-like. The coding region runs from base 1 to 597 and encodes 198 amino acids. Lineage: Eukaryota; Viridiplantae; Streptophyta; Magnoliopsida; Fabales; Fabaceae. Gene Ontology annotation, cellular component: plasma membrane. The transcript has 2 exons. The record is from RefSeq and is a predicted model, not a curated record. Gene Ontology annotation, molecular function: electron transfer activity.
AUGGCUCUUUCACGUGCUCUUUUCCUCUUUACUCUCAUUGCUGCUGUCUUCUCAACCAUAGCCGUGGCAACAGAUUAUGUAGUUGGAGAUGAAGAAGGUUGGACGCUUGGAGUUGAUUAUCAAGUUUGGGCUGCAGACAAGGUUUUUCAUCUCGGAGACACACUCACAUUCAAGUAUGUUGCUGGUAAGGACAGUGUGGUGAGAGUAAAUGGAAGUGAUUUUCAGAGUUGCUCAGUUCCUUGGGCAGCACCAGUGUUGGGUAGUGGAAAUGAUAAAGUUGUAUUGACAACAUAUGGAAGAAGAUGGUACAUUUCAGGUUUCGCCAACCACUGCAAAAAUGGACAAAAGCUUGUCAUAACUGUCUUGCCAUCACAGCAAUCACCUUGGUCUCCAGUACCCUCAGCUUUACCUUCACCUUCAUCCUCACCUGUGCCUGCCCCUGAAGCUGCACCGCCUUCUAAUGCACCAUGGUCCGCUGUGCCUGCCCCUGAAGCUGCACCGCCUUCUAAUGCACCAUGGUCCGCCACGGUUCCUCGCAGAUCCCUGCUGUCAAAGAAGCUAUUCAAAAUGAUUCACACAAAUCUGAUUGCUGUUUGA